Molecule: messenger RNA, 1255 nt
Organism: Corylus avellana
Lineage: Eukaryota; Viridiplantae; Streptophyta; Magnoliopsida; Fagales; Betulaceae
Product: bidirectional sugar transporter SWEET17
Biological process (GO): carbohydrate transport
Cellular component (GO): membrane
Molecular function (GO): sugar transmembrane transporter activity
Source: RefSeq, a predicted model, not a curated record
GAGAUGAUGGGGAGAUGGGCGGGAGAAUGAAAAAAGCAUUUGCCAAAUAUAAAAUAUCUAGCUUCAAGAUAUAGUAUAUGUACAGUGUACACGUCCUUCUCUUUUAUUAUUCUUCACUCUUCACAUGCAACCUUAUUAUAACCUCCAAAUCCCAUCGAUCGAUCACCACUGCUUCAAUAUUCCUUCAACAGCUCCCCUAGCUACUCCUUCCAUGGCUGCUGCCUUGAGCUUCAUCAUUGGCUUUAUUGGCAACAUAAUUUCAAUACUGGUUUUUGCUUCUCCCAUAAAAACGUUUUUGCAGGUGGUGAAGAAGAAAUCGACAGAGAAUUACAAAAGCAUUCCAUAUAUAACAACACUACUCAGCACAAGUUUAUGGACGUUUUAUGGACUUCUUAAGCCUGGCGGUUUACUUGUCUGGACGGUGAAUGGCGCUGGUGUCAUCUUUCAGUUCAUAUAUGUCACUCUUUUUCUCAUCUAUGCUCCAAAGCAUCUCAAGGUAAAGACGGCGAAGUUGGUGGGCAUAUUGAAUGUGGGUUUUGUUGGGUUAGUAAUUGCAGUAACUCUUCUGGCCCUCCAUGGAAGUGUGCGGCUCACCUUCGUUGGAGUUUUAUGUGCUGGCUUAACCGUGGGCAUGUAUGCAUCACCUCUAUCAGCCAUGAGAUCGGUGAUAAAGACGAAGAGCGUGGAAUUCAUGCCCUUUUUCCUCUCAUUUUUCCUGUUCCUCAAUGCUGCAAUUUGGUCUGCUUAUGCCGUGCUUGUCCAGGACUUCUUUAUUGGUGUACCAAACGCUGUAGGCGUUUUGUUGGGGUCAGCACAGCUGAUACUGUACGCAGUGUACAAGAACAAGUCAAAUAUAAUUUCAACAAAAUCAACGGAGAAAAUGGAAAAAGAGGGAUGUGCACACCUUGUCAAAGGAAUCAUCCAGAUGCAAGCAUUUCAUGAGGAUGACGAAGAGGCCCUCAAAAAUCGAAGCCUCAACAAGGGGACAAGCCUCCCAAAGCCGCCUGUAAACAGACAGUACAGCUCCCAAAGACUCUUGAAGACAUUUUCUUUGAAUCCAUAUGAAGUGCAGUCUAAUUGGGCCCAUGUAGAUGAUCUUGAAAAUGGAGAAAAGAUUCACCCUUGAUUACUAGGUAAAGACUUUGAUAAUCAGAAGUAUUUUUCAAAUGUACUGCCUUACCUUAACACUGGUAUAGGCUUUUGUAUUUAUAAUUAAAGUUGUUACAAUAGAUAACAAUUUACAGAUUUGAGAAUA